Aureobasidium melanogenum CBS 110374 is the source of this 528-nucleotide messenger RNA. RefSeq lists its product as uncharacterized. The record is from RefSeq and is a predicted model, not a curated record. NCBI's taxonomy places the organism in Eukaryota, Fungi, Ascomycota, Dothideomycetes, Dothideales, Saccotheciaceae. Bases 1 to 528 code for a protein of 175 amino acids. The transcript has a single exon.
AUGGCGCCAUCAAUUUUCAACCAGAAGGAACAAGAUGAAGCUGCCCUGAUUCUUCUCCACAUGGCAGAUCCGGACUGGGAGUCGCCUAGCCUUGGGGACGAGAUGAAGGACAAUGACACUGAACAGAAAGCUGUUGAUCUCGCAGAGCAGUCGACAGCUGAUGUGGAAUCUUCUGGCUCAAGCGGUCAAGCUUCUGUUACUGUCGAUGACAACAGCGCCUCGGAGUCUACCUCAACUCCCAGCACUUCCUCUUCCACUUCGACCUUCUCGGUCAAAGGCGCGUCUAUGGCAGAGAUUGACGCACACCAUCAGACUAUCCAGCAGACCCGCGCCGCCUUGACGGCCCAACAGCGAGCUUCUCUGAAGCUCAAACCCUACUCUCACUACGACCUUCAGGGCAAAGAGAUCGGUGUCUUGUGGCAGACAAGAGCCGAACACCGCACAUUCCGCCAGACCCAGAGAAGAAGAGGUGCUAAGCUUGUUCGUGCCGGCACCACCACUGGAAUGAAGCUCCCCCGCCAGCACUGA